Messenger RNA from Paramecium pentaurelia, 1841 nucleotides. NCBI's taxonomy places the organism in Eukaryota, Ciliophora, Oligohymenophorea, Peniculida, Parameciidae. The record is from the annotation of a GenBank genome assembly.
UAUGAAUCUAGCAUUAGUUUGUAUUUUAAUUCUGAGCAUUUCAGCAUUUGAAGUUAGAAUUAAUUUUGAGAAAGCUACUUCUGAAAUUCAUAGGAAGUAACAUUUUAGUAGUUCAUCAAUUGAUAAUAAUAAAUUGAAGGCAACUGAAGAUGACUCUAAAAAAUAUUUAGAUGAUUACACUUUAACAGUAUUCUUAAUUAAUAAAUCAGAUUCCAUUAACUUUAGGUCAAACUUAACUCAAAUAAACAAUAGAUACUACCUCUUAUAUCUCUUGGGUCUAUACAAAAUAGACUGAGAAUAACUAAUGUACUAAUUGUCCAAAUGAUGCAGAAAUAUUCAAAUGUGAAGGAAGUUGCUAAUAUUAAAAAACUACAGAUGAUCAAAAAAAAAUACCAUUAACUACUGAAAAUACAUAUGGUGGACGUGUAAUAGUUACAGGAUCAUAUGCAACUCAAGUAUAAAUUAAUUUAAUGAAAUAAGGAUUCUUUAGAAUUGAUGGGAUUGAAGGCAAAUUCUGUUGGACUAGGACUUAUUGAUAAUUUAAAAGCAAAGGAGGAUCCUAAAUAUGAAUUUAAAGCCAAAAAUGGUGUUAUAGGUUUAGCAUAUGGUUCAGAUUAUGUAGAAUACAAAAAUAAAAAAAAUGCUAUGGUUGGUGAAGUUAAGAAUGAACCAACAUUAUAAUAGACUCAUAGCUUAAUUUAAUAGUAAUAUAAUUAUUAUUAUAAUAGAUUCCAUUCUCAAUUGAACAAUGUACCAGCAUCAACAUUUGCAUUAAAAUUGGAAGAUAAUUUAUCUUUAUUGAUUAUUGGAGAAUAAUAAACUUAUUUUGCUUAAUCCAAAUUCACUUAAUUUACUAAUGUAGGUAAGAAAGUAUGGGCAUUAAAGAUAAAUAAAAUUUCUUAUGGACUUGAAGGAAAUUUUGCAUGUAUUAUAAUUAUUUUAUAUAUAAUAGCUACUGGAACUGCCAUUUUCGAUAGUACAACUAGAUUUAUUUGGGCUGAUAGUACAAUAAUAUAAAACUUUUUAAAAGAAAUUAAAAAUUUCUAAAUUGUAUUUUAAUUCUUUAUUUUAGGAUUGCAUUUAAUAAGAUGGUUUAUAUAAAUGUCCUUGUAAUGAUGAGUAAUUUGAAAAAUAUAAAGAUAUAUACUUCUCAUUUAAUCUCUAAGAUAAAAUAUCAUAUCCAUUAUCUAAGAAUGAUUAUAUUCAUAGAGAAUAAAACUAAUGCUAUCUUUUAAUGAAAACUAUUUCAGAUAAAAAUACAUUAUCAUAAGAAAAACCUAAUAUUAUUAUUCCAUACACAUUCUUUAAGUAAUAUUAUAUUUUUUAUAUUAUUUUAGAAAAAAUUAUGUAUUAUUCAAUCAAGAUACAAAUCAAAUUUCAAUUUCUCAUUCAUAUCAAGUCAAUCCUGAUGAAAUUCAUAUCAAAUAAAAUACAAUGCUUUAUACAGCAAUUAUUGGAGUAUUGUUACUUUUAUUGUCUUUAUUCCUUCUUGUAAACUGUUUGCAGUAAUUAUAUAUAUAAUAAAUAUAUUAGUAAAGCUCCUUAUGAUUAGGAUUAUUUACAUUAAGUAGACUCUAAUAAGAAUGGAUUAUCAAGACCUGUUGUAAAUUAUUAGUAACCAUAAUAAUAAUCAUAAUAAUAAUAAUAAGUUCCUCAAUUUAAUUCAUAAUAUUAAUAAUCUUAAUAAGCCUUGUUUGGAGCUCCUCAAACCUAUUAAUAACAACCUUAAAGAGCUCAACCUCCUCUAUAUUAAGGUGGUCUCUAUAAUUCAAGCCCAUAAAGAGCUAAUCAAAUUGGAAUUAACCCAUAAGCAUAAUACAUGCCAGGGUAAUAUCGAUGAU